AUGAAUUAGAAUUGCAAUAUUCCUGAUCAUGAUACAGAUGUUGAAUAUCUUUGUACUAAUGAAUAAUGCAAAGAUUUUAGAUUAUUUUGUUUUAAGUGUUUGUAGAAUGAAAAACACAAGACUCACAUCAAAGAUGUUUAGAAGAUUAAGGAUUUCGGGAGAUAUUACAUAAAUAAAAGCGAUGACAAUUUAAAUGUCGAACUAGAAAAAAUUAUUGAUCAGAUAUAAAGAUUGUUUUUUACAUUAAAGGAAGAAUUAAAAUUUGAUUGCUCGAUAAGUGAGGAAGAGUUAAACAGGUUAAAUUUAUACCAAUUAAAUGAUUUACUAUCUUCUAAGAUAAGGUUUAGAAAAGAGAAGCAAUCUCUCAUAUCAAUGAUUUCAAGGAGCGCAGAACAAAUGAUUGAGACUAUCUAUAUUGGUCUUUAAGAAUUCUCUUAAUAAUAUUUUGAUGGUCCUUCCAAAAAGGUUUAAUUGGAAAUGAAGACAUUAAAGUAUGAGUUGAUUAAUUCAAUAAAGGAUGAAUAAAUUAAUACAUUUGCCUUCAAUUAUAAUAACACUCUGAUGGUAGGAGGAUAUGAGUCGAGCAAAAUAAAGGUCUUUGAAUUUAAGAAGGGAUAAUUAAAGAGGAUUUAAAAGCUGAAUUUUCACAAGAAAAGCAUAUAUUGUCAAUAUUUUAUGAAAAAAUCAAAUGAAUUUUUAUCAGGCAGUUGUGACAAAACAAUUUCUGUUUGCUAUUUAAACGAUGAUUAAAAAUGGGAUAUUAAAUAAAGGUUAGAAGGGCAUUAAGGAGGAAUUAAUUGCUUAUUGAUGAAUAAAAAUGAAGAUCUAUUAAUAUCUAGCAGUGAUGAUAUGCUUAUAAAAUUUUGGGUUAAGGAUUAUGAUUUAUGGGAAUGUUCUUAAACAAUAGGAGGACAUUCUAGUUUUGUCAGUAGUAUAAGUUUAAAUGAAGCAGAAAAUUAAUUAGCCUCUUGUUCUAAAGACAAUUAGAUAUUGAUCCAUUCAUACGAUAACGAUGCAAAAAUUUGGAUUCCGUUUUAAAUAAUACAGAUUAACUAAUGGGGCAGAAGGCUAUGUUUCUUGAGUGACUAAAUCUUUGUAUUUCAACCUGAAAUGAGGGAAUAAAUGCAUAUUUAUUAGUUGGAUAAAGAGAAUAAUAAUUUUGCAAAAUCUAAAGAAGUCUUGGUUGGAGUAGGAAGUGAAAGGAAAAAAAAUAGGGGUUGUUUUUGGUUCUUCCCUAUACAGUAUAUCUAACAAAAAUAGAUAUUAAUAAAUAAAAAUCGAUGUUGUGUUAAUGUAAUCUAGAUAGAUUAAAAUGAUGAGUUUGCAACUAUAUAAUCUAUAGAUUUCUAAACUAAAGUGAUAUUUGGGAAGAUGACAGAUAAUGGAGAAUACUUAAUAACUUGGGAUGAUAGAUCAUGUUCUAUUUAAAUACGAUAAUAUUUGGAUUGA
Molecule: messenger RNA, 1449 nt
Organism: Paramecium octaurelia
Lineage: Eukaryota; Ciliophora; Oligohymenophorea; Peniculida; Parameciidae
Source: the annotation of a GenBank genome assembly